ACUGUUGAACUGUCUGUUGUCUUAAAAGCAGUUCUUCUCCUAAGACAUACAACAGAACAUUCAGCAAGUUUUUCGGCCGAAACAUCCUAGACGCGUUAAGAAGAAAUAUGCAAACAUUCAUUCCAGAUCUCACUGUAGACAGUGCAGUGUAGACAGUUCCCUGAUUUAUGUUAUUUGUGGAGCAUUGAACCAAUUUUAACAAAACGAAAAUAUUAUCAGAUGAUAUUGCCCUCAGAGAAGUAUUUACAUCAGAUGCAGCAUAUAUAAUUAUUAUUUUUUUAAACAAGUAGAGGAAAAUAUCCUUCAGAUCAGAAUGAACUUCACAUAAAUAUCUGGUGAAUAUCAAUGAAACAUUAUUGAAAAGUAUUUCUUCUCAACUGGAAUGUUUAUAAAAUAAUUUUGUGUUCUCAUUAAACUUGGACAGAUUUACAAAAAAAAAAGUUCACAAUAUCUUGUGAUAUUGAUGAAGAUCACAGCUGAUGGGGAACAUAGCAAUAGAUAAAAAAAAAAAAAAGAGAGUAAAAUAAAAAAAUAUUUAUAUAUUUAGAAUUAACUGAUUUGACAGUUGUAGAUAUUCGGAUGCACUGAGCAUGAAUUUUUACUCAGUUUUGCUCUAUCGGGUCCUGAUUUUGACAAUGUAUAUGACCUGUGCUACAUUCAAAUGAAAUCCCCCAUUCCAAUAUUUAAGAGUGUGCCACCUCAAGAAUUAGUUGAAGAUGUUCCAGAAAUAUUUUAUCCCAUUAGCAUUCAAACCGGCCAUAUCUGGCCAAAAUAUUUAGCCUGUUUUAUAUUGAAACUGACCAGAUCUCGCCUCUCACCUCAGCCCUACCAUGUCAUUCUAAAACUAAAAAAUCACAUCACUGAAAUCUCUAAACUACAAGAUAAUGAAUGAUUAAUUCAAAAGAAUAUAAAUAAACAAACAUCACAUCUAACAGAAUAAUCUGAACCCUAAAGGGUUAAUGCACUCUGAGGAGUCUGACACUGAUUUUGAUCCCAGCAUAUUUGAAAAUCAAAAUGAUCCAGAAAAGUUUACCCAGGUCAAAUUCAAUAAUGUUGUCAGGGAUCUAAAUUUGCCAACAAAAAAAAAAAGGGGGCUGUGGAAAUUUUGACUUCAAGGCUUAGAGAGAAAAACUUGCUUACUUCAAACACAAAUUACAUUUUAUAGAUAAAGAGAACUUCUUGAAUAUUUUAGAACAGAGGAUAGUUUAGUAUAUUGUGGAGGGAGAUGGAAAAUGAGGUUUGUGCGAACAAGGUGAAACUUAAAACAUUGUCUGAAAAUAUUGACUGUCCUAUUGACAAAAGGAUUAAGAAAGGGAAAAAGUCGUUUGACUGUGAUGUCUGUGGUAGAUCAUUCUCCCAAAAGGGCAACCUUACUACACACAGACGUACUCAUACAAGAGAGAAGCCAUAUCACUGUGAUACCUGUGGUAAAUCAUUCUCUCUAAAUCAUCACUUAACGAUUCACAAACGCAUUCACACAGGAGAGAAACCAUAUUGCUGUGAUAUCUGUGGUAAAUCGUUCUCUCAAAACAGUAAUCUCAUUAUUCACAAACACAUUCACACAGGAGAAAAACCGUAUCACUGUAAUAUCUGUAAUAAAUCAUUCUCUCAGAGUGGUUACUUAACUACUCAUAAACUUAAUCAUACAGGAGAGAAACCAUAUCGUUGUGAUAUUUGUGGCAAAUCAUUCUCUCAAAGUGGGUACUUAACUACUCAUAGACUCAUUCAUACAGGAGAAAAAACGUAUCAGUGUGAUGUCUGUGAUAAAUCAUUCUCUGGAAGUAAUAGCUUAGCUAUACACAUACGUAUUCAUACAGGAGAGCAACCAUAUCACUGUGAUAUCUGUGGUAAAUCAUUCUCUCAAAAAAUUGUUACUUAACUAGGCACAAAUAUAUUCACUCAGGAAAAAAACCAUAUCGCUGUGAUACCUGUGGGAAAUCAUUCACCCAAAGUGGUAAUUUAACUAAGCACAGACGUAUUCAUACAGGUGAGAAACCAUAUCACUGUAACA
Octopus sinensis (East Asian common octopus) is the source of this 2011-nucleotide messenger RNA. Its product is annotated as zinc finger protein 239-like. The record is from RefSeq and is a predicted model, not a curated record. The transcript is spliced from 6 exons. Gene Ontology annotation, molecular function: DNA-binding transcription factor activity; RNA polymerase II cis-regulatory region sequence-specific DNA binding. NCBI's taxonomy places the organism in Eukaryota, Metazoa, Mollusca, Cephalopoda, Octopoda, Octopodidae. Bases 1226 to 1879 code for a protein of 217 amino acids. Gene Ontology annotation, biological process: regulation of transcription by RNA polymerase II.